UUAUGUAUGAUUUUAUCCUGAAGGAGUUAAAUAGAAAGCAUUUGUGAAGCAUGUAGGUAAAUUAUAUAUUUUCUUUGCAGUGGAUAAUGAUUGUUACAGGAAAGUGUUUCUUUUUUUUUAUGCAGGCACUAGAGAUGGCUUCUGGGAUCGUGGACACCCACAGCCCUGGACACAACCAGUAUCUGGUUCACAGAUCAGUCUACUCGGAGCUAAAGUUCCAGGAGGAAAAUGAGAAGAGAGAGAUUAUUAAAACAUCUUUCAAAACUAGGAUGGAAAACAACUGCAGCUGUACAUCUAGAAAGGCUCUUCUUUUUGUCAAGUCCAUUCUUCCUAUAGUGGACUGGCUUCCCAAGUACAGAUGGAAAGAAUGGUUUAUAAAUGACUUAGUCGCAGGUGUCACUGUCGGGCUGGUUAGCACCCUGCAAGGCUUGGCAUUUGCAUUGCUUGCAGCAGUCCCUGCUGGAUAUGGCCUCUAUUCUUCUUUCUUUCCUGUUCUGACCUACAUCUUCCUGGGUACAUCUAAGCACCUUUCCGUAGGACCGUUUCCAGUGGUCAGUUUGAUGUCAGGAGUUGUGGUUCUAACCAUGGCUCCAGAUGAAAAGUUUAUAAUAGCAAGCAACUCCACAGGACUGAACAAAACAGUGAUAGACACAGUAGCCAGGGAUGCAGCUAGAGUUGCUAUUACAAGCUCUCUCUGCUUCCUUAUUGGAAUCAUACAGCUUUUAUUAGGGGUAUUUCAGAUUGGCUUCAUUGUCAGGUAUUUGGCAGAUCCAUUAGUUGGUGGGUUUACCUGGGCAGCUGCUUUUCAAGUGCUUGUUUCACAAGUAAAACAAUGGCUGAAUGUCCCCACAAAGAACUACAAUGGAGCGCUCUCAAUAAUAUAUACAAUUAUAGAUAUAUUUACUAACAUCGGCAAGACCAAUAUAGCUGAUCUGAUUGCUGGAAUUUUAGCUUUCAUUGUGUGUGCUGUUGUGAAAGAAGUCAAUGAACGAUUCAAAAAUAUCCUUCGAAUACCAAUUCCUAUAGAAAUUAUUGUGACAAUUGUAGCUACAGGGAUUUCGUAUGGAGCAAAUCUGGAGAAAGUAUAUAAUGCUGGAAUUAUAAAGAAUAUUCCGAGGGGAUUUCUACCUCCCAUGACUCCGAAUGUGAGUAUUUUUUCAGAAAUCAUCGGCUCAGCAUUUUCCAUCGGAAUAAUAGCUUAUGCUGUAGCUGUGUCCGUGGGAAAAGUUUAUGGUACUAAGCACAACUAUCCAAUUAAUGGGAAUCAAGAAUUUAUUGCAUUUGGAAUAAGCAAUAUGUUUGGUGGAAUAUUUUCAUGCUUUUGUGCUUCAACUGCACUGUCCCGUACUGCGAUCCAAGAUAGCAUAGGAGGGAAGACUCAGAUUGCUAGUGUCUUCUCAGCUGGUAUUGUGUUAAUUGCAAUUUUGGCAAUUGGCAAGCUCCUUGAACCCCUGCAAAAGUCUGUGCUGUCUGCCAUUGUCAUAGUCAAUUUAAAAGGGAUGUUCUGGCAGAUCCAAGAUGUACCACGCUUCUGGAAACAAAGCAAAUGGGACUCGGCUAUCUGGGUUGUUACAUGCAUUGCAGCUAUUGUCCUGGGACUCGAUAUAGGAUUAUUGGUUGGUUUACUCUUUGGAUUAUUGACUAUCAUUAUUCGUGUUCAAUUUCCUUCCUGUAGUUCUCUUGGAAAUGUCCCAGGCACAGAUAUCUACAAGAACGUCAAGAUAUACAAACAUAUUUCUGAGCCUGCAGGAAUGAGAAUUGUUCGUUUUUCAAGUGGCAUUUUCUAUGGGAAUGUUGAAGGACUAAAAAAUGCUGUUAAAUCAAUUGUUGGAUUUGAUUCAGUCAAGGUAUUUAACAAGAGAAUCAAAGCUCUACGGAAGAUAAAGAAGCUUAUUAAGAAAGGAGAAAUUCAGUUAUCACAGAAUGGUAAAAUUGGCAACACAGGUACUGAUAAUGCAGCUUUUGAGCCCAAUGAUGAUCCUGAGGACCCAGAAGAAGUAGAGAGUACAGAGGUUCAAACAAAAGAAAUUGAAAUCCAAGUUGACUGGAAUUCAGAACUACCUGUGAAAGUGUCCGUUCCAAAAGUCUCCAUUCACAGCAUCAUUUUUGAUUUUGGACAAAUACUUUUUCUCGAUAUUGUUGCUGUUAAAGCACUAAAAUUGAUCAUGAAUGAAUUCAGAAGAAUUGAUGUAAACCCUUACAUUGCAGCAUGUGAUGACAAUGUGCUUUCACAGAUGGAAGCAUGUAAUUUCUUUGAUGCCAUAAUAAAACCAGAAAUCUGUUUCAUGACUGUUCAUGAUGCUGUAUUGUAUAUUCAGAACGAAUUCAUUGAUGGGCAUGAUCCUUUUUUGGAUAAGAUUUCACUUAUGCAAGAAUCAGCUGAUUUCACAGAUGACGGCCAAAGAUACGAAGAAUUGGAUACCCAGGAUCAGGCUUUCAGGUCACUAGCAUCAUAAAGAAAGGUGGCUUGAUCAUCCAAAUGGAAUGGACAGUAUUCAGUAGCAAAGAUUGUCUUUUUAAUAUGUUUAUUUACUAAUCUGACUGAUUGUGUAGUCACCACUUCCAUGUUUC
Messenger RNA from Xenopus laevis (African clawed frog), 2571 nucleotides. RefSeq names its product solute carrier family 26 member 4 gene 2 S homeolog (gene slc26a4.2.S). The transcript is spliced from 20 exons. The record is from RefSeq and is a predicted model, not a curated record. Bases 87 to 2456 code for a protein of 789 amino acids. NCBI's taxonomy places the organism in Eukaryota, Metazoa, Chordata, Amphibia, Anura, Pipidae.